Messenger RNA from Mya arenaria, 1644 nucleotides. Its product is annotated as pyrokinin-1 receptor-like. Gene Ontology annotation, molecular function: neuropeptide receptor activity. Lineage: Eukaryota; Metazoa; Mollusca; Bivalvia; Myida; Myidae. The record is from RefSeq and is a predicted model, not a curated record. The transcript has a single exon. Gene Ontology annotation, cellular component: membrane. The coding region runs from base 392 to 1531 and encodes 379 amino acids. Gene Ontology annotation, biological process: neuropeptide signaling pathway.
GACACAGAGGCGACGUGAAUGAGCUUAAUACGCAACCCCUACUUUUUAACACCGUUUGGAAGUGUCAUAAGCGACCGCUCAGUGCCGACAAAACAAUUGAGUGUCUAUUUGCGGUGAUUUUGUGAUACUUUAAUCCUUGAUAAGUACCCAGAUUACAAGCAUUAUUCAUAGUCAACUAGCUGUGAUCGGAAAAAGGAGAAACAUACUAAAGAAUUAUGAUAGGUGGACUUUAAAAGAUUCUAGUAUCUGCUCAUUGCCUAUUGGAAAACUAAGCCAGUUGUACAGCAUUGAAUGUGUUUCACAAGAAACUGUUAUUGGAGACGAGCCACACUUGAAUAUAACAGUGAAUGCAACUACCAUCAGUGUGUGAGAGUGUGGUGUAAGAGCGUUAAUGAAAAACGACGUGUAUUUGAAUAUGAGCAGAAAUAAUAUGUCACAAAAUGUUUUGGAUGAAUUAAAUGAUCGGUAUGCAACAACGCUUUUACCACUUACCAUCGUCCUUGGUGUUUUUGGAAUUGUUGGAAUAUUUGGAAAUAUAUUUGUUUUCAUUGUAUAUGGCUGCGGCAAGAAAUUUAAAGACAGAAAAUUCAGGUACUUUGUGGUAUCAUUGGGUUUAAUAGACUUUCUGACUUGCUUAACACUGAUACCAGCCGAAAUUCUAAAACACCGAAGCUAUUUCAAUUUUACGGAACGUCACUUGUGCAAAAUGAAAUGUUUCAUGAAUGUUUUCGCAGCUGCCGGAGCGUCUUACUGUUUGAUGUUGGUGGCCGUCGACAGAUAUAUCCUGACCUGUCGACCCAUGCUGUGUAAGAAAGUUCCAAAUAUUUCACAUAGCUGGGCUUGGCGUCUCUGUUUAAUUAUGUUAUUGAUGGCUGUCCUCACAUCAAUACCCGCGGGAGUGCUAUGUGGAAUUACGUAUGACGUCAUUACCGAUGUGUACGGGAACGUUACCGCCGAAAUCUACGCUUGCGAAAGUGAACCGUAUUUUCAGGCCGGGAUAUCUCGUUACGUAUAUAGGAUAUUUCUCAGUGUCAUACAGAUUUUAAUUAGCCUGCUGAUGAUAGUCUUGUAUGCGAGGAUAGGACACACAGUACUUCAAGCGAUGAAGAUCCGCGAAUCCCGAGACCCGCAGGACGUGCAGAUGUACGACUACCGCACCCACUGGGAGCCACGUCCCAAGAAUGGCGGACAACAGCUCGGAACGCCAAUGUGCGGGCCGCAUCACCAAGUUCACCAGCAUCAUCACCAUCAUCAUCACAUUCCGACCAAUAUUAAGCUGCUUUUUAUUGUCACUGUUGUGUUUAUUGUGACGUAUGUAUUGUAUUUAGCGCUCUCUUGGAUAGAUCAGAAACAAUUGACACAGACUCAAUUCUUGGUAUUUUCCAUGUUUUAUAGAAGUUACUUUAUUCACAGUAUCAUAAACCCAAUUCUGUAUCUUAAAAUGGAUAAACAUUUUAGGGGAAAAUGUAAGAGGUUUAUGAAGAGCAUUUUUUGUGUUGAGAAAUUACGUCGAUUACGUCGUAGAUAUUAAAUAAACGUACAUGUAUACUUUUUUUGUUCAAACUUAGUUGUCGGUGAUUUAGUAUUGUAAUUUUUAAUUUUUUCUUAUGUAUACAAACAGAACACAAGUCAAAUAAACGUCAA